CAAUGACAUCAAUAUUACCUACUGGACAAUAAAUGAGAUGUUCAUCUCCCUGUAUUUUUAGUCUUCUCGGUUUAACCUCAAAGUCUUUUCAAAUAAAGUUUACAAUUUACAUAUUUAUUGCAAUUUAUUGAUCUUUAAUGUUUGACGAUUGACAACGAUUGACGAGUAAAAAAAGAAAAACAUCAACAGUACUGUCAUUCCACGUGUAUAUAUUAUAAUUUAUCAAUUAAGAUGGUAUUUUUCUUUGAAAGCGACGUUGUUCAACCUCCUGUUACCUUAUUUAUGGGUAUUGAUAAACAUGAAAAUGAGGAUUUAAUAAAAUGGGGCUGGCCAGAAGAUGUUUGGUUUCACGUAGAUAAAUUUUCUUCUGCCCAUGUUUAUCUUCGACUUCGACCAGGCCAGACAAUCGAUGAUAUACCAAGUUCAGUUCUCGAGGAUGCUGCACAACUUGUAAAAGCCAACAGUAUUGAAGGUAACAAAGUCAAUGACGUUGGUAUUGUCUACACAAUGUGGGCAAAUUUAAAAAAAACACCUGGCAUGGAAGUUGGUCAAGUUAGUUUUCAUAAAGAAAAAGAUGUAAGAAAAAUGAAAAUAAGUAAAAGAAUAAAUGCAAUUGUCAAUCGUUUAAACAAAACAAAAAGAUCAGCUGAGCCAAAUUUUCGAGGUGAACGUGAAGAAAGAGAUAGAAAAGAAAGAGAGGAUCAAAAAAAAGUAAUACGUGAACGUAAAGAAAAAGAAAAAAUAGAAGAAAAAAAAAGACAAGAUGAAGCAGAAAUAAGAAGUUACACAUCACUUUUUACUGAAAAUAAAAUGACAACAAACACAGAAGCUGGCUAUGAUUCAGAUGAUUUUAUGUGAUUAAUCUAUUUUCAAUUUUAUUCAUAAUAAAUUAUAUUAAAAAAAUUAAAUGUGCCUGUGUG
Molecule: messenger RNA, 920 nt
Organism: Aphidius gifuensis
Lineage: Eukaryota; Metazoa; Arthropoda; Insecta; Hymenoptera; Braconidae
Product: coiled-coil domain-containing protein 25
Exons: 4
Coding region: 232-858 (208 amino acids)
Source: RefSeq, a predicted model, not a curated record